Molecule: messenger RNA, 811 nt
Organism: Octodon degus (degu)
Lineage: Eukaryota; Metazoa; Chordata; Mammalia; Rodentia; Octodontidae
Gene: Paxx
Product: PAXX, non-homologous end joining factor
Exons: 7
Coding region: 67-684 (205 amino acids)
Biological process (GO): double-strand break repair via nonhomologous end joining
Cellular component (GO): nucleus; site of double-strand break; nonhomologous end joining complex
Molecular function (GO): molecular adaptor activity
Source: RefSeq, a predicted model, not a curated record
GUCGGCCUUCUGCGCAGGCGCGCUGGGCCUGGCGGGGGACUCGGGCCCGCGCGCGGAGCUGUCAUCAUGGUCCCGCCUCCGCCGCCACUGUCGCCGCCGCUAUGCACCCUGCCUCCCGGCCCGGAGCCUCCCCGCUUCGUGUGCUACUGCGAGCCAGAAACUGGGGACCAAGGUGUCUUCCACCUCCACGUGACGAACGGUGUGGAGCUCUGGAGCGCCAACGUUCCGCCUGACAGCGAGGCUGCGCGCAGAGCCCGCGGCGGCCUGGGUGCGGACGAGGACCUCGCCGCGCGGUUCAGGAUCGCCUGCCAGCAGCAAGCCGUUGCCUUCAGCCUGCGGGAGGACAGCGCGUCCCUGACCCUCUCUGGACCGCCUUCGACGCUGACCUUUGACCUCUCCAAGGUGCCCGGCCCUGAGGCAGUCCCCAGGCUGCAGGCGCUGACCCUGAGUCUGGCAGGGCGAGUGUGCAACCUGGAGCAGCGCCUGGCAGCUGUGGAACAGACAGCUACCAGCCCCAGGAAGAGCCCCCGGCCGGCAGGGCCCCCACUCUUCUUACCAGACCCGGAUCCCCAGCGAGGCGGCCCUGGAGCUGGGGUCAGGAGACGGUGUCCAGGGGAGUCUCUCAUCAACCCUGGCUUCAAGAGCAAGAAACCAGCUGGUGGCGUGGACUUUGAUGAGCCCUGAAGGGAAGGCAAGACACCAGGCCUUUCAAGGAGUCUGCAUGGGAGAGAGCACUACCCCCACGGCUCACCCAGCUGUGCUGCUGGUCCCUUGUCUUUCUUAGCCAUCAAAUAAAUAGCUGUCAGGUGGA